AUGUCUUCUUCAGAUGGCCGAAAGAAAACACCACUCAAUGCCAUCGUACAGGGCAGUACCAUGGAGGCAAUGCCUACGUUCCCUAACAUCGCCGAGAAGCGCGCCUUCAUGCUGGAUCACAUGGCACAUGCCUUCCAUGUAUUUGCGCGCAGAGGCUACAGUGAGGGAAUGGCCGGGCACAUUUCCCUUCGUGAUCCAGAGUUCCCCGAUAGAUUCUGGCUCAAUCCCGACAUGGCGUUAGUGAACGAAAAGGGAGAAGUCGUUGGAGGAAACACAUCGCGUCCAGUGAAUGCGGCAGGGUUCCUCAUCCACUCCGCAAUUCACAAGACCCGUCCUGAUGUUGUUGCCGCGUGCCACUGUCACUCUAGAUUCGGAAAAGCCUGGUCAGCAUUUGGGCGCCCCUUUGAGAUGUUGAAUGGAGACGCCGCCAUGUUUUAUGGAGACGCACAAGCCGUGCUCGCCAGUUAUGGUGGCCUGGUCUUUGAAGAAAGCUUGAGUGACCCUGUGGCAUCGGCCUUGAGUCUCAAUGGGAGAGGGUUGAUCAUGCAAAACCACGGCUUACUCACCGUCGGCCAGAGUGUUGAUGAAGCCGCUUAUCUCUUCACUCUGAUGGAGCGCUGUUGUGAGAUACAGCUGCUAGUGGAAGCGGCUGCAAAGAAUGGCCUCGAGAAGAAAUGCAUCGAUGAUGCUACAGCCAAGCACACCUUCGAAACGAGUAGUGACUCGGAUUCGCUCUACUGCGAGUUUCAGCCGGAAAUCCAGAACGAGAUACUAUUGCGAGGCCUCACAUUUAGACCAGAAAGUCGCGGAAAGUAG
Molecule: messenger RNA, 816 nt
Organism: Colletotrichum fioriniae
Lineage: Eukaryota; Fungi; Ascomycota; Sordariomycetes; Glomerellales; Glomerellaceae
Cellular component (GO): cytoskeleton
Molecular function (GO): actin filament binding
Source: RefSeq, a predicted model, not a curated record